This is a messenger RNA of Eucalyptus grandis, 2752 nucleotides long. RefSeq lists its product as hypothetical. The record is from RefSeq and is a predicted model, not a curated record. Bases 521 to 2425 code for a protein of 634 amino acids. NCBI's taxonomy places the organism in Eukaryota, Viridiplantae, Streptophyta, Magnoliopsida, Myrtales, Myrtaceae. The transcript is spliced from 11 exons.
UACACUUUAAUGCUCUCUCCCUCUCUCUCUCUCUCUCUCUCUGUCUGCAGAGAUACGCAAUCUCUACCUGUUCUCUCUCUGCUCUCUCUUUCUCUCUCUAAACCAGUGUUGGUUGGGAGCAUCCACUCUUGCGUGAUCAACAAUGGCGUAACAGCUCUCUCUCUCUCUCUCUCUCUCUCUCUCUAGCUGCCGGUGCCGGUACAAUCGCGGCGCCUUUCACGCGCCUCGAAGCCGCUGAGCAGAAGGGACAAGGAAGUGGAAACGGGCAUCGGACGGACUACAUUCCGAGCGCGGGCGGCUCCGAUGGACCGGACGACGACGGCGACGACGACCUGCGCGCUUGCAUGGGCGGAACCCUAAGCCUCCUCGCCGGAGUAGCCAUCGUCCCGCCGUGUCCACCUCUCUCUCGUUCUCUCUCUCUCUCUCUCUGUGAGUUUCCUGUGCGUUUGGAGUGUCUGUGAACCGGAGCGCGCUCGCAGAUCAAGGAAGGGGACCCCUGCACAAAGCAUAGGAGGCAACCAUGGCUUUAUCAAGUGUAUCCCCAACUGAGGAUGCUGUCAGGGCAUUUCUAGAAUACUUGGUUGAUCCUCUGAUUUCAGCUACAUCUUCUGUACGAGACUCUCCAUCACCUUCUCAGCAACAAUCGGUCGCAAAGCAGGUGCAUGGAGUUGUCAUAUUGUACAACUACUACCAUCGGAGACAACACAGACAACUAGAAUUUCUGGGUUUUGAGUCAUUCUGCAAAUUAAUUGUGGUUUUGAAACCUCCUUUACUGGCAUACAUGAAAUUCUUGCAAAGAAAUGAUGAUGCUGAAUUAGUUGACCCCGAAAAGCAGCUUUCCUUGAUGGAGAAGACUAUCAUGAAUGCAUGUGAUCUGUGUAUGGGGUUGAAUGCGUCAAAGGAUAUUCCAGAUAUAGAAGGAUGGUCAAUUUCUGAAGUUGCUGUUUUCUUGGUUGACUCUAGGAAAGAGAAUUGCUUGUUGCUAUUCAGCAAGGGGGUUUGGUCAUUGUUUGAAAAGGAUGUGGAUAUCUCCAAUCAGAGUUCAGAAGCCAUGCCGGAUUUGAAACAGUAUAAAAAGAAGAGGAUGACCAAAAAGCCCUUGAGAGAUGAUCCGAGCAUUAAUGAAGAUGCUAUGCAGCAGCUUGCAUUUUCAUCAGUCAAGGAAGCCACAGCCAUUAGUCAGGCCCAUCUUUCUAUACUAGAAAGCCACACUGUAUAUUCUCUGGGUAAAGAGAAAUCAACAUCUCGCUUCUACAUAAUGCAAUGGACCCAACCUACUAGUGAAGAUGCUGUUCAGGUCCCUAUAAAAGAUGCCAUUCGGGUCCCUAUAAAAGAUGCCAUCGACAGCUUGCAGGGACCUUUGAUCAGGAAGGUGUCACACAGAUGGACAAUAACCCCAGUCGUUGAAUAUUUCCAUGUGCUACCCUAUGCUGGGAUUUUGUCGGACUGGUUUUCCAGGGAUGCAUCUCCAAAUCAUCUGGAAAGUUUGAAAGUUGACUCUGUAACUGCACAAGUAAAGAUGGACGAAGAUGAGGUCUCCAUUUCAACUGAACAGAAAUAUAAUAAUAUUCCUAGUUGCAAACCAAAGGCAUCUUACACCAAGAGAAAGCUGAACUCUGUUUCAACUGAAGAGAAAUAUAAUAAUAUUCCUAGUUGUGAACCAAAGACAUCUUACACCAAGAGAAAGCUGAACAACCUGCAAGAUGUCACCAAUGAGGACAUGACGGUUGAAAACAAUUGCCAGACUGGCAUACCUGAAUGCCAAGGCAAUAAGAGUACUGCUGGAAACAACAUGAACAACAAUACUAUAUUGGAUAAGGAGCCAAUCCUUGGUAGUGACCAUGCUUUAGUUACUUCCCAGUCCCCCUCUGAAGAUCUUGAGAAAAUAUAUUCUGUGUUGGCUUCUAAAGAACACACACUGUCACAAACUGCUUUAAGAGUUGUUCUCCAGAAAAGGGCUAAACUGUCCCUUCAGCUGCGAAAUAUAGAAGAUGAGAUUGCGGAGUGUGACAAGUGUAUCCAUACGAUAUUGAAUGGUGGAGCUGAUGCUUUAGCGCUGAAGAUAGACUCCAUAAUUGAUGGUUGUAAUUAUUCGUGCCUGGAAACUACUGCUCAUGAAAGGCCAAAUACCCAUCUUGAAGGCCAACCUUUACCCCAUUGUACUGAUGUAAAGUUGUCUGAGGCUGUUAUCUACAGACAAAGUCCAUGUCAAGAGUUGGAUGAAAUAUGUGAUGCGAACACUUGGAUUUUACCAACUUAUCAUAUUUGUGUCACUGAUGGUGGGUUUGUCGCUAAAGUGACUGUCAAAGGUGCGGAUCUCGAGUGUUCGACUGACGGAGACCCUCACUCCACUCCUCAAGGAGCCAGAGAAUCGGCUGCAGCCAACACGCUGGUCAUAUUGAAAAGCACUGCUAACCAGGGGUAGAAGCUGCAUCAUACUCAGCCACUCAUCUGAAUUCUGCGUUUUGCCUUCAACAUGUAUAUAUGAUGGUCCUGUGGAAUUCGGGGCAUGCGACUUUUGUAAUCCGUCCUGUGGGUUGGUAAGUCUUUUGGCUGAUGACGAUAGGGUCUUGCUUGUGAAGAAUUUUAAAACCUCUGCAUGAUAGGGAACAAAGGCUCUAACCUUGCGGGUGUCAUGUUAGCAUAUUUUAGUCUUAAGACUCCAUGGUCCUGGUAUAUAUUAAUGGAACCGGAGUGAUAUUACAACUCUUUUGCCUUUUCCUCUCUGUACACAGCGAGGUAAUUUUGAAGA